UUUAUUUGGAUGAUAAUGGCUGUGGUCCAAGAUCACCUUUUAGGAAGAGUUCCUUCCACACGAGGGAGCCCUCGAGUAGUGGUUAUUCCUCCAGACAGCUGUGCACCGAACCAGCACUAGCCCACAGCCACCGCAGCACGCUGGCUUGGCUGACUCAGAGACAGGAAGGGUUGGGCACAAUGGGACAGGUCCAGCAAAACAUGAGUAGGCCUGCAAACAACAGCUGUUGAAGUGCAGCCCAGAUAAUAACGCCAGAAUGAGCCUCCCCAAAAGGGUCUCCCUCUGGACCGUGGUGGAUGUGUUUGAUUGGGUCAAGGAGCAGUACCCCUACCAAAAGAGUGUCCUCCAACUAGCCAUCUUCAAGCAUGACAUAUCCGGCCGAGCUCUGCUGAGGAUGGGUGAACACCAGUUGGAGAGGAUGGGGGUGGAGGUGGAGCAUCUUCAGGAGAUCAUACUGGACAUUCUUCUCCUCAGGGUCCAGGAGGAACUUGAGAACCUUAACGACAUCUUCUCUGAGUGUUUCUCUUCAUGACUAUAACAGAAGAAGAGGCCUGAGAUAUCAUUAUUUAGUCCAUCUACGGUGUGGAGGACUAGAGAAGAAAAAAUACAUUUGCCUUCAGUAGUCAUUGACCUGAAGAAGGCUGCCAGAUUGGUUUUGGCAUGGUUGUAGUUUUACUGACACGUCUGUGAAUCAAGCCCUUGCCCCUCGCUCUGCGCUGCUCUUGUGGUCUUAUUUUUCACAAUACUCAAUACACUAUGUGGCAGCUAUUGCAGAGGGAGAACAUCAUUCCCCACUUGAACAGGGGAUACAGUGCAUCCCUCAUCUGGACUAAAUGUUGCCAUCCCGUACCCAGCAGUGAUUUGGCUAGCUAAUGGCCUGUUAUAUUACUCUCAGGAGACCCUGUGUGAAUUAGAAUGGAGAGUAAGUAAAUUAGUCCUGAGUUUAAUGCAGGGACACAUGGCCAUAAUUUAGAUAACAACCCAAAUGCUGCUCAAACCUAUUAGGCCCUACACAGGGAACAUAAUAGGGAUCAUUUAAUGGGAAGUUUCUGGCAGAGACAAAAUGGCUUUAAAGUUUUAUGUAUUUGCUUAUAUAGUUUUAUGUUGGAGUAGGAAUGUUGUGUCCUCUGACUGAAACUCGUCUUUAUUUAGCUUUUGUUGCUCCACACCUCAUGUUUGUAAGAUGUCAGUAGAGUUUUUCUGUCUGUCAAAUACAAUGCAAUGUCUAGCAAAUCUUUAAAUGGAACACAACUACGUAUAGAAUCCCUCCAGUAUGACUACCCAGCUAGGAAUGUACUCUAUGCAGAUAUAUCCUAUUUUAUUUGCUCCUAGAACAUAUUCAUAUAAACAGUUCAUUCUGUAAUCAUGUGCUUGCUUAAAUUACUCAGAGAUAACAGUUUUGCAUAUUAAGUGGAGCAAAUAAAAGUGCUAUGUUUGCAAAUACUAAA
This is a messenger RNA of Salvelinus fontinalis (brook trout), 1448 nucleotides long. RefSeq names its product sterile alpha motif domain-containing protein 12-like. NCBI's taxonomy places the organism in Eukaryota, Metazoa, Chordata, Actinopteri, Salmoniformes, Salmonidae. Gene Ontology annotation, cellular component: cytoplasmic side of plasma membrane. The transcript has 5 exons. The coding region runs from base 257 to 532 and encodes 91 amino acids. Gene Ontology annotation, biological process: cell surface receptor protein tyrosine kinase signaling pathway. The record is from RefSeq and is a predicted model, not a curated record.